Molecule: messenger RNA, 2571 nt
Organism: Plenodomus lingam JN3
Lineage: Eukaryota; Fungi; Ascomycota; Dothideomycetes; Pleosporales; Leptosphaeriaceae
Source: RefSeq, a predicted model, not a curated record
AUGUCUGCGCCGAGGUCGGACAGAGUCUUGGGGAUUAGGCCAAAGAAAAGGAGGUUUGAAGGCACAGAAGACGACUACAGUCACAUAAGACGGGGACCAAACGGGACACCAACGGCAGCCGACAGUCGUACGAGACAGACAACGAGCCCGUACGACUUACCUCAGGGCACACAAUACAACCCAGUAGAGCUGGAGUCGAGUCCAGAGCCGGAGCCCGAAGCGACUAAAUCGAGAAGAACAAUAGCAACGACAAGUCCGGUACAGCCAUCGCACACGGGACAUAGAUCAGCGGGACUGGUCAUGCAGAAGGUCGACAGCUCGGUGCGGAAGCCAAAAUAUUAUGCCGUUGCUGGUGGACAUGCGCCGGGCGUUUACACAGAAUGGACCGAUGUGGAGCGGCAGAUCAAAGGCUUCUCUGGCGCAAAACAACAAAAAUUCUCUACCGAGGCGCAAGCGUUGGAAUAUCUGGACCAGCACAGGAGUCUUGUACAAACAUCGUUGAAUCGCCAGAACGCCUACCGGGAACCGCCUCCGAUAGCGCCUGCAACAUGCCUUGAGCCUACUUGGGGAACAAGUUAUUCAUAUCCUGCACCCUCAUUUCAACCACCUCAAUUUCCUCAUUCCACGAGUCAUUUGGUGCAAUACCAGACUGGACUGAACACAGAGUACACUUAUCCUGCACCCUCAUUUCAACCACCUCAGUUUCCUCAUUCCACGAGUCAUUUGGUGCAAUACCAGACUGGACUAAACACAGAGUACACUUAUCCUGCGCCCGGAUUGCCACCAUCUCAGAUCUUCCAAUCCACUAGCCACUUGGUGCCAAACCAAACCGGAAUGGACGCAGAAUACAUCUAUCCUGCACCCGCAUUGCCGCCGUCUCAGAUCCCCCACUUCAAGAGCCAAUUGUUGCCAUACCAACAUGGGAUGAACACAGACUACACCUCUACAUCAACGCACCUCCAACCCUUACAAGCACUGAAUCCUGCAAGUCUACCAGCACCUCCAGGACAGAAUCCUGAACCUGAUCAUGAGCUUACAUUGAGUCCUGAACAGCAGCAAGUGGUGGAUCUCAUACUCCAGGGCCACAAUGUAUUUUACACUGGCUCAGCUGGUUGUGGCAAGAGCACCAUACUAAAAGCUUUUGUCAAGAAGAUGGAAGUUCAGCAUAAACGCGUGAAGAUUGUGGCGCCCACAAAUCUAGCAGCCCUGAAUGUGAACGGCCAAACGACAUGGAAUUAUGCUGGAUGGACACCCGAUAGCAUGAAGAAGCCGUUGGAUAAGUUGAUGCAAGCUGCUCAUGGAAAAGAAGUCUGGGAGCGUUUCAACAGUACGGAUGUGCUCGUCCUUGACGAGGUCAGCAUGGUGGAGAAUCUUAUGUUUGAACGCUUGAACCAGAUCAUGAAGGCGUCCAUUGGAGAGAUGAAGGGUGGAGGCGCAUUCGGUGGUGUUCAGUUCUGUCAACUUGCACCCGUCAAGCCCUUCAAGCACUGCAUUGGGUGUGGCUGGGAGCUUAUUCCCGACAACAAAUUUGCCCCGAAAGAGCACCGUUGCGAAAAUAGACGGUGUAACAGAGAUGUCUUCUACGAUAUUGACAAGUGGGCGUUCCGCAGCGAUGCGUGGCAGGAAUGUAAUUUCAAGCAUAUCAAUUUGACGGAAAUCCACCGCCAGCAUGACAAGAUGUUCAUCAGCAUAUUACAGAGAAUCCGAACAGAUGGCGUCAUCUUGCCGAAUCAUGCGCGAGUCCUUCUCAAUCAUACAUCCGAGACUAAAGAUGCAAUCAAAUUGUUCUCCACCCGUGAUGAUGUCGACCGAACAAACAACGAAAACAUCAACAAGCUCGCGGCCGCACCUCACCGCUACAAAUGUGUCGACCAUUUCGAAUGGAGGGAGCACCAUCGGGACGACAAGUCAUUGCAGAAGAACACGAGACUUGCCGAAGAUGACAAUGGCACGCUCCAUGCACUGAAAGAACACCGGUAUGAAGUCUUUGUACAACUAAAAGAAGGCAUGCGCGUGGUGCUCCAGGCAAACCUUGAGCCUAGUGCUGGUCUCGUAAACGGCUCACAAGGCUCCAUUAUUGGCUUUGAGUUAUAUGAUCCACUGAAGCUCCCACGCAAAGCUGAAAAUAGGGAUGCUGGGGCGAAGUUGCCCACCGCACCGCUCAGAGGCAUACACGCCAAGUACUCUGAGCACCAGAUCAAAGCAUUCGUAGCAGUGAAUAAAAAUCAGCCGUGGCCUAUUGUGAAAUUUGAUAACGGAUUAACGAGGACCAUAUAUGCCGACUGUACGGCCAACGAGCUAGGAAAUGAUGAGCCCUACAGUUUGCUCUCACGGACGCAGAUCCCCUUGAUGGCCGGAUACGCUAUCACUGUGCAUAAGUCACAGGGCAUGACAUUGGAUCGUGUGAUUGUUGAUCUUGGCAGGGCAUUUGAGCCGAGUCAGAUAUAUGUUGCUCUCAGUAGAGCUCGAUCACUCAAGGGCUUGAAAGUCGUUGCGCUCCCACAACGCAACUUGGGUGGGGCUAACGCACAAGUCAAAGAGUUCUUUGCGAAGUACCUCAGCAAGAAAUGA